This is a messenger RNA of Amyelois transitella, 1020 nucleotides long. RefSeq lists its product as uncharacterized. NCBI's taxonomy places the organism in Eukaryota, Metazoa, Arthropoda, Insecta, Lepidoptera, Pyralidae. Bases 1 to 1020 code for a protein of 339 amino acids. The transcript has a single exon. The record is from RefSeq and is a predicted model, not a curated record.
AUGUUUAUCGUUAUCUCUAAGACGAAAAAGAACUUCGACAUCGUUUCGUUAAGAAGCGAUACUACAUUGUCUAAGCCUCCUGUCCGUGUACAGCAGUCGAUACCAGUCAGCAACAGUGAUGAGAGUAUGACGACCUCUACGGGCCCAUCUGGUGACAACCAAAACGUGACACUGAGGAUGAAACCUACACCUGCUGUGGAGGAGUUCGUAUUAAAUGACUCAAGGGACGAAUCUAUAAACUCACAGGAUCCUAUGACGGAUGUGAAGGCAUUAGCGGAGGAACUUCGAGCUAUGCGACGAGAGAUUAGCAGGAUGUGCGAUAAAAUCGACAAAAUUGACUCUUUUGCCAACACAGUCAAUAUGCGAAUGGACAGGAUGGAGGCGAGAAUAGAUUCUCUUGAAAACAAGAAAACAGAAUUUGAAAGUUGUAGAAUAAUUGCGCUAGAGGAAACAGUGUCUCAACUAAAAUUAGAAAUUCAGGAUCGGGAUCAAGAGGUACUCGGAAACGAUAUUGAAAUCGCUAGCUUCCCAGAGGGAAAAAAUGAAAACACGACCCAUUUGAUCUUGACAGUAGCCAAAAAGCUAGGCGUAGAACUGGAAGAGCGUGAUGUAGUUAAGGCGCAACGAGUGGGGCCGGUGCCUGCGCCCGCGGAGGAAGGCGCGGUGCGGCGACCGCGGCCUCUCGUGGUGCGGCUGGCGCGGCGCGAUACCCGCGACUCGCUGCUGCGCGCGGCGCGCGUGCGUCGCGGCGUCACUACGGAGGGCAUGGAUCUCCAGGCUCCGGGUCCAUCACGUAAGUUUUAUGUAAACGAGAGGCUCACCAAAGUAAACAGACGCCUAUUUCAAAAGGCGCGAGAGGCGGCAAAGCGCGCAAAUUUCAGAUUCGUAUGGACCCGUGAGGGUAAAAUAUAUACAAGGAAAGAGCAGGGAACGGCAAGUAUCCGGCUUCGCACGGAUUGUGACAUAGUCAGGGUUUUUGAAGACUGUAAUGUUGGGUCCGAAUAUGGAAAUAUGCAAUAA